CUUGCUUUCACAAAUACCACUUCCCUGGACUGUGCUCACCUUUUAAGGUGGAAAGCAUAAACUUCAAACAAAAAAAAGAUGAAAAAGCAAAAGCAAAAAGUGGUGCACAAAUUCUCUUCUUCUUCCUCUUUUGCAGCUCCUCUCAAGCGCGCUUUGCUUCUUUUCUUUUUGUCUUAUCAAUUUAUGCAACUUAUGCUGCACACUUUUCAUUGCUCUGUAAUCACUCCAUUGAUCUCCCCAACAACGUGUAUUCAUUUUACGAAGGGGAACAAUCCCAUCUCAGUAUGGGCCUUUUUCCCUGUACCAACGAAAUGGGGCACAAAAUUCAUCAGAUUAGGAACAACUGGUUUAUUACUCUCCUUCUACAUUUCGUCAUAAUCUUUCUCAGAUUUUCCACCUCUCUCUCUCAAUCGAAUAUUUGCAGGACUGCCUGUGGUGAACUACCCAUUAACUACCCUUUUGGCAUCGAUGACGGUUGUGGGAGCCCCCAUUAUCGAAACCUUCUCAUUUGCAACAAUGGGAAGGACCUACAACUCAGGACACCUUCUGGUCGAUACCGUGUUCUGAACAUCAGCUACACCGACCCCCACAUUGUGGUUUCAGAUCCUCUCAUGUGGAACUGUGAGAACAGGCAUCUUGCUCCUAGAGCCUAUGCAUUCAGCCUGGAUACAAGUACGCCAUUUUCUCUUUCCAAAAUCAACAACUUCCUCUUCUUCAAUUGCAGCGACGCCGUCAUAUCUCAACCCCACCCAAGCUUUUGUGAACAAAGCACCGAUCGAUGCGACCCAACCUGUGAUACUGCCAGUUAUCUUUGUCAAAACAUACCCAUUUGCCCUUCUUUGCUUGGUCACGCCCCGUGUUGCUCGUACUAUCCGAGAACCUCAGAAUCGUUGCGAUUGAUGCUUGAACAUUGUCAGUAUUAUACCUCUAUAUACUGGAGGUUUCGCGAUGGAGCCCCCCCUUAUGAUCAAGUCCCUGCUUAUGGUGUCAGGAUAGAUUUUGAGAUACCUGCUACCACAAGGUGCCUCAAGUGCUUGGAUGUCCGUAAGGGCAAAGGGACCUGUGGUUUUGAUACCCAGUCUCAGAGUUUCCUGUGUCUUUGUGAUGGAGGGAAUGUUACCACUUACUGUAAAGAUCGUGGGACUCCUGGACACAGUAGAAAGGUUGCCAUAGUUGCAGGGACUGUCACAACUGUUUCAAUUGGUGCGGCAGUAGGCGUCACGGGAAUUCUGAUAUGGUAUCUGAAGAAGGUUAGACCGAAUCAAUCUGUGACAUUUGGGGUGCAGAACAAUACAAAUAGGCUUUUCUAAGGUGUAGUUAAGGCCACAUUGUCAUUCAACUAGGGGAUUAGGGCGAAGUACUUGGAGUAUUUCUUUGCAUCCCAAAUCAUACUAGCUAAUAUUUCUCACCCUUUUUUUUUUUUCUUCUAUUUGCAUCCUUUCGAAGGAAACAUAUUGUUUUCCAAAUCCUAAAUAUACUUCAUAUGUUUCGCCCUUCCAUUUUAAAAUGAGCAGAUUGUUUCCAAAUCAGUAUACUGCACACUUAAGCUUGAAACAUAGCUAGUGCUUACUGAUGGAGUAUUGAAAACCUACAAAAUGAACUCAAGAAUUUUGAA
Molecule: messenger RNA, 1615 nt
Organism: Amborella trichopoda
Lineage: Eukaryota; Viridiplantae; Streptophyta; Magnoliopsida; Amborellales; Amborellaceae
Product: wall-associated receptor kinase galacturonan-binding protein
Molecular function (GO): polysaccharide binding
Source: RefSeq, a predicted model, not a curated record